AUGGACGCCGACGUUAUCGUCCUGGGCACCGGACUGACCCAGUCAAUCACUGCUGCCGCCCUCUCGAAAGCAGGCUUCAGCGUGGCCCAUGUCGAUGUAAACCCGUACUAUGGUGGAGACGAUACCUCCCUCACUCUCGACGAGCUCGUCGAAUGGGCAGAUACGCGCACGCAUGCUGACGAUGCCGCCGCACCGGACGCGUACCUCUCGGCGCAGCGAGCCAGAUACACCUCCAUCUCGUGCAGCACCUCUGCCCUGCCCCAACAAUCUCGCCAAUACUCCGUCUCUCUCGCACCCACGAUCAUACCCUCUGUAGGACCUCUCAUCAACUCAUUGGUCUCCUCUGGUGUCUCGCGCUAUGGCGGGUUCAAGCUGCUUGAGAAAGUGGCCAUCUACGACGGCCCCGGCUCCGUAAAGCCUGUCCCUGGCAGCAAGGAAGACGUCUUCAAGAACAAGGAUCUGUCCCUGCUUGAAAAGCGAAGGCUCAUGCGUUUCCUGAUGUUCGCAGCGGGGGAUUUUGCGGACAAGCCGGAGCUCGAAGGGAAGGAGCAGAUGCCUUUCGUUCAAUUUUUACGCGAGACAUUCUCUCUGGAUCAACGGACCACCAAUGCCCUUGCAUAUGCGCUGGCAUUUUGUGUUUCUGCCUCAGAUCCCACUCUCCCUGCUCUUCAGCGUGUUCGAAGAUAUUUGCGUUCAGCAGGGCGAUAUGGCACGUCUCCGUUCCUUGUGGGACACUAUGGCGGUCUAGGCGAAAUAGCUCAGGGUUUCUGCCGAACUGCCGCAGUCAGUGGAGCAACAUACAUCCUAGGACGCAGAAUAUCGUCAAUAACAUCGCAUUCGCUGGAGGAGCGUACGCGAAAGCAUAGGCUGAAACUACAUGAUCUAGAUGAAGAACUGAAAUGCGACCUGAUUGUAUCAUCCUCUGACUUCCUUCUUGGGGGCUCACUUUCCUUGUCCGAUGACAUUCAGAUGGAAAACACCCAUGCAAUAGCGAGAGGCAUAGCAAUCAUUGACCGGCCCCUAUCAUUUUCGACCACGGAGCAAGCCUCGAGCAUUGAGCCACCAGAUCCAGUCGAUUAUGCGACAACAGAUGCAGAACAACUUUCUCCUACCCGCGAGCAACUCGAUACCGCUCUGCUAGUGUUGCCUCCGUCGAGUUUGCCAGACGGCUCAUCGACCGUUGCGGUCAAUAUCUUGACCACCGGUGAAGGCAGCCUGUCUGCACCGCGCGGGAAAUGGAUUGUGUAUAUUUCCAUGCCACUACUCGAGGAGACAACGCGGUCCGCAGAAGAGCUAUUACGGCCAUAUUUGGACGCAGCCCUCACGCUGGCUGUUCCUAAUCCUGACGACUCAGCCGCUCCACUGGUGCCGCUCUUUACCAUGUUCUACACCCAGACGCCUGCUCCCUCAAUGCCAAGCUCGGAUAGCUCUCGAUCCGUGCUUAGGGUCACAGACAGUUUGCCGAUACUACCUGAGGUCGCCGAUUCCGCAACGUCGCAGGCCGAGGUUCUCUUCUGGAAAGCAGUUGAGCUCCUCAAGGGUGCGGGAUGUCGUCCGCGGCCACGAAAGGAAGAUGACGGUGAGGAGGCGAAUGAAGAGGUGGAGAUAGACUCGUUCUGGCCGCCAUUGGAUAUGGUGGAUGAUCCUAGCGAGGACUGGUGA
Molecule: messenger RNA, 1662 nt
Organism: Postia placenta MAD-698-R-SB12
Lineage: Eukaryota; Fungi; Basidiomycota; Agaricomycetes; Polyporales; Adustoporiaceae
Exons: 5
Coding region: 1-1662 (553 amino acids)
Biological process (GO): vesicle-mediated transport; protein geranylgeranylation; small GTPase-mediated signal transduction
Cellular component (GO): cytoplasm; cytosol; nucleus
Molecular function (GO): GDP-dissociation inhibitor activity
Source: RefSeq, a predicted model, not a curated record